Mizuhopecten yessoensis (Yesso scallop) is the source of this 4333-nucleotide messenger RNA. RefSeq names its product ralA-binding protein 1-like. The transcript has 16 exons. The record is from RefSeq and is a predicted model, not a curated record. Gene Ontology annotation, molecular function: small GTPase binding; GTPase activator activity. Gene Ontology annotation, biological process: small GTPase-mediated signal transduction. Bases 206 to 2836 code for a protein of 876 amino acids. Lineage: Eukaryota; Metazoa; Mollusca; Bivalvia; Pectinida; Pectinidae.
AUUUAGUUUACUGACAAUAAUAUCCGGUCACAGAAGGAAAAAAAUCGGGAACGUGAGUUGGUACUUCUAGAUGGAUCUACAAAGGUUGUGAGACUAGAGGGUUGUGAAGUGUCAGAAAUGCUGUGAUUCACGAGGAUCUGUUAACAAGGCUGUUGUCUGAAGGUUGUAACAUUUCAUUGGCUGAAGCUGAUCACCUGUCACCACCAUGAAUUACGAUAACACAGAUGCUGACAAGAGUUUCCAAGGCGAUGACGACCAUGAGAAGAAGAGUCGUCGAACAGAUCUCCUCUUGGGGAAGAAACGGGAGAGCAAGAAAGGUCAAGGUCGCUAUGUAAUGUUUGAUGAAGAAGACUCGGAUGAAUCAUCUAUAGUAUCGGAGGAUAUAAAAAGUCCAUCUAAAAUGAAGAAAAGUAAAGCAUUCAGAUUUUCUGCAAAGAAGAAAGAAAAGGAUGAAAAGAAAGAAAAGGAACCCAAAAAGGAUGAAAGAGACAAAGAAAAAAAGAAGGAAGACAAAGAAGGAAAAAAACUGAAGCUGAAGACAAAAAAGAAGUCCAAACAUUUACAUGUACACGAGGAACCAACACACGAAGCUGCCAUGGAAGUGGAGAAGCCCAUAUUUGGUGUGCCGUUGGCGGUUGCCGUGGAGAGGAAUCGUAGCCAUGACGGUAUAGAGUUGCCGGCACUGUUCAGGGACUGUGUUGACUACAUAGAGGAGCACGGCCUCCUGUGUGAGGGUAUCUACAGGAUAUCAGGGGUGAAGUCUAAGGUACAGAUGCUGAAGGACAGCUAUAACAGACAGAAUCCUGUCUACCUCGAGGAACACGAACCAAACAUUGUAGCCAGCUUAUUGAAGACUUUUCUGCGUGAACUCCCAGAGCCAGUUCUCACCACCAGUCUGAUGCCGAAGUUCGAGGAAGCUUCAGUUAUAAAGAAUGAGCGCCGUCGCCUGGAACAGUUCAGCAAGCUGGUGUCCGACCUCCCAACGUGUAAUAGGCUCCUGCUGUCCUGGGUCAUAGUCCACAUGAUGCAUGUCAUUGAGCGACAAAAGGAAAACAAGAUGACGCUACAGAACGUGUCCAUUGUACUCAGUCCCACCAUGCAGAUCAGUCAUCGUGUCCUCAACGUCCUCUUCUCUCUGGCCAAACAGCUCUUCAAGGAUAUACAGCUCAAGAGGUAUAAACCUCCCCUGCGUCCAACAACGUCAAAAUGGUCACUGGAGCUCCCCGACAACCCUGCUGGUCUGGAGGAGGAGUUGGCCAAACAGGAGUCACUCCUUAACGCCCUUCACCAAGAGGUCAGCGGGGUCAAGGACGCAGACAAAGAGGAACAACUCUGGGAGGUUCAGCGUGUUGUCACGGAGCUAAAGAGAAAAAUAAAGUUUGCCAAGAAAGCUGCUGAUUCUGAGAAGAGGCGUCGAGAGAAGGAAGAACUCCGGAGGUCACAUGCCGAAAAUGAUGACAUGGUUUUACGACUAGAACUGAGGGAGGCUCCUAUAAAGAAGCAGGCUCCACUUCCACCAAAUGGUGACAAAGCCAAUGAAAAUCCUCCAUCUACAGAGACAGCCAAUGAAAUGGCUCAUUUGCCAGAAGGAGAAAUUCAGAAAUGUCCUGCCCCUCCUACAGCAGAGAAAGAUGUCGAUGUAAGUGAGGCAAUUCAUGAAAAAGAGGGACCCGCUGUUGUGAGUGAAGUGGCUGCUAAUAUAGAGGAGAGUGGACCCCCUGAGGACCCAGCUACAAUACCUGAUGAUGAGGAGGAGGAGGAGGAAGGUGACGGAAGUGUAACGCCUGUGAAUGUUACUGAGGUACCACAAACAGACACAGUCGUCACUAUAACACAGGAGAGUGAUGUAAAGGGAGACAAUCUUCCUUCAGUUCCUGUCCAAACUGAAAAGUCUGAUAGUGAGGAUUCUUUUGAAAAACAAGUGGAAGAUAUUCUGGAACAAGAAGGCGGAGCCGGAGAUUCUAGUGACGAGGAAAUGGCAUCUUUGGAUGUCGAAGUUGAAAAGGUCAAAGAUGCAGAGCUCAAAGAUCAGGAUGUCACUGUCACUGUUGUGAAAGAUCAAAAUAAAAUAGAUCCAGGUGAUGAAGGCGAAAAGGACACAGACUCGGAUGCUGAUGAUAACGCAGAAAUCAAGGAUGAAGGCGUGAUAACUCCAACUUUGAAAGAAAAUGAAAGUGCAGACACAGCAGGUGAAGAAACAACAGGUGUGAUAACGAAGACAGGUGAGGAGGUUACAGGUGAGCUGACGAAGACAGAUGAACCAGCUGUGGUGACGAAGACUCAGGAAGAGAUUGAGAGAGAGGCUGCAGCUCUAGAGGAGGAAAUCAUGAACAGAUGUAAAGAAGAUGUCGCAGAAUUUGAACAGCCAAGGGAGGUAAUCCUCCUGGAGGAUGAAGUUAUGAGUGAAGAAGAUGAGGAGAUUCUGAUGCUACAGGACCAGGAGAACGCCCUGAGACUGGAGGAGGAGGAACUGGUGGCCAUAGAGAGUGAACUGAGAAAAAAGAUUGAGACAGAGCGGGAUGAGAUUGAGCGCCUUGACCAGGAGAUCACUGAACUACAGUACCUGAGACAUGACUCAGACCUCGAGGACAUGUCCUCCAGCUCCGACAGUAGCUACGAGAGUGAGGACGAGGAAGAUCUUCAGGAAAUCCUCAAUCAACUCCUCACAGAAAACGAGGAGCUCGAGAAGCAAAAUUCGAAAAUGUGUUCCCAAAUUCAUGAAGAGAGGAUGAUUUGUCUUGAGGUGAAAGUUCAGAUCGGGAUGAUACAACAGAAACAGUUGGAGAGUUCCAUGGGAAGUGAAUCGAUGUUAGAGAGAGAUCUGUUAUUGUUCUAGUAUACUUACUCUAUACAAACAAUUAUUUAUUUCUUUAAAUGUGGACCAGUUAUAUAUUUAAUUAAAUAAAAUUUAUCUAAGAUAGAUUGAAAAUGUUGAGGGCUAAGGAUUUGGAUUCUCAAACAGUUUCAGACCUUAGUCCAAAUUUCAGUUGCUAAAGAAAUAUACUCUUUUUUUUUUCUAAGAUAUCGCAGUAUCGGAUGUUUACGAGGUUUGCGCAUGUGCUGUGCCACUUUGUAAAGUUAUCAUUUGAACAAGGGAAAUACAAGACAUUUAAGAACUUUCUAAAAUUUAAAACAAUUUUCGUAUUUUCUCCAAAACCAUAUUAUGAAAACUUACUUCUCGUUAAGCUAAUUUUGCUGGACGUAAGUUAGACUUCAGUCUAGAUUCGUUCCAUGAUCCUGCUGUCUGUAAGAAAUUGUAUAAAUGUCCAUUAGUUAAAUAACACAUGGAAGUCAAAUUGGUUUCAUAAAUCUAUUAAGGCAAUGCAGUUAAAAAAUAGUUAUUCGGUGUAUUUAGAUUCAAAAUGUUAAUUAUUCUACAAAUAUCGGGAAGAUGAUUUCUUAAAAAAAAAACACCAAAAAAGUGUAAUCAAAUGAUGGCAUAUAACUCAUCAUACUUGAUCUAGUACUUUCAGGAUACAUUGAUCUGUUAGCUAUUAUCAUUAUUCUUGGCCAAGUAUUGAAAGCCUGGUCAACUUUCCAUAUAAAUAGCCAUAACUACUUCAUUUUAUACAGUAAAAUAAUACUUGCGUACAUAUUUCAUUGUAUUUUAAAUAAUUAAUUUCACAUUACCAUUAAAUCCCAUGAUCGACCUCUACCAUGUUUUCACAUGUAAAUGUAUUAUACUUUCAAGGCCAGUUCUGUCUGGUGUGCAGUUGUGCAAUACCUGUUAAUAAAAAGUCAAUUAGGGCAUAUUUGUUCUUUCAUAUUUACCAUUAUCAAGACUGACUAUUGUCACGUUUAAGCACUAGGCCAAAAAUAAUGUUCUUCAGGGUUUCCUAUCCUGGAAUUCCUCGCCCUAGAUGCUGAUCCUUACCUUUUUAUUGGUUUCUGGAAGGAUAACAGUAUUCAUGAUUAUAUACAUGUAGUGUUCAUGUUUUUAUCAUCAAAUUGAUAUAUCUUUUCCAACAUUUGCCAUAAUUGAUAUUAAAAAGUUAUUUGUUUUUAAGCAACUGUUAUCAUUAUGGUAAAAAAACCAAUGUCAGAUAUGAUUGAAAAAUAUAUAUAUAAAGAGACCUUGGGCCACUGGUAUAAAACAUCACAACACUUGAGAUUUCCUCAAGUCUAAGAUUUCCCAUAGACAAUGCAUUGCUUGAAAUUUUCCUUAACUUUGAGAUGUUUUAUACAAGUGGGCCCUUACCGGCCAUACUUUUCUUUUAGGUAUAUCCCUAAAGAUACAUAUUGUUGGGCUAUAAGGACUUACAGUGUCAAAGUUUAUAGAUAAUGUUCUUAUCCGCAAAUGUUUUCAUAUGUUAAAUAGUUAUUUAAAGUAGAA